Perca flavescens (yellow perch) is the source of this 5154-nucleotide messenger RNA. RefSeq names its product gap junction protein, alpha 3 (gene gja3). Gene Ontology annotation, molecular function: gap junction channel activity. The transcript is spliced from 3 exons. The record is from RefSeq and is a predicted model, not a curated record. NCBI's taxonomy places the organism in Eukaryota, Metazoa, Chordata, Actinopteri, Perciformes, Percidae. Bases 598 to 2055 code for a protein of 485 amino acids. Gene Ontology annotation, cellular component: connexin complex. Gene Ontology annotation, biological process: cell-cell signaling.
CAUGGUCACACAAUGUGACAGUCCAGACAUGGCUGGAAACGGGAGGCAGCUCCGUUUAACCGAGCCCCAUCUCCGACUCCAAGCCGCCUCCAAAAACUAACAACAACAAAAGGAAAACUUUGCCUUGCGCUAGUUAACGGGGCCCGGGACAGACAGCGUCCCAGGCAGACUGAAGACGUUUGUGCAUGAAUGAGUUUGAGAGGCAGCAUUUAAAAAAAAAAAAGAAAAAAGAAAGAAAGAAGUUUGUUGGGUUGACAGAGAGGCGACAGGUUGCGGGUUUGGGAUCAGGGAGACAGAGGGAGGGUCGCUGCAGCCGCGGGAGGUCUACACGCUUUUCAACGCACUCAAAUGAUGGCACCAAUGAUGGCAGAUGGAUUUGCUUUUCGUGUUUAAGUAUGACAUCUCCGGUCUAAAGGUAUGACGGAUAAACACUGCUGUGAAUGCUUUCCUGUGCUUAACUGGGAGUAAAGUGAGAUCAAGUAAAUGAAGAAUGCCAUCAGGUGUCAUACAUAUUGUGAACCCUAGUCGAUGGAUUUAUUACCUUUAAUACAAGAAUAUUUUACCUGUACUUUCUCCAUAGGCUAGAAAUCUUGAAGCAUGGGCGACUGGAGCUUUCUGGGGCGGCUGUUGGAGAACGCUCAGGAGCACUCAACGGUCAUCGGCAAAGUCUGGCUGACUGUCCUCUUCAUCUUCAGGAUCCUGGUGCUGGGGGCUGCGGCUGAAGAAGUCUGGGGAGACGAGCAGUCCGACUUCACCUGUAACACGCAGCAGCCCGGUUGCGAGAACGUCUGCUACGACGAGGCCUUCCCCAUCUCGCACAUCCGCUUCUGGGUGCUGCAGAUCAUCUUCGUGUCCACGCCGACUCUCAUCUACCUGGGCCAUGUGCUACACAUCGUCCGCAUGGAGGAGAAGCGGAAAGAGAAGGAGGAGGAGUUGCGCAAAGCAAACAGGUUCCAAGAGGAGAAAGAACUCCUUUAUAAAAAUGGUGGAGAAGUUGGAGGAGGAGGAGGAGGAGGCGGCAAGAAGGAGAAGCCGCCAAUCAGGGACGAGCAUGGCAAAAUCCGUAUCAGAGGCGCAUUGCUGCGGACCUAUGUGUUCAACAUUAUUUUCAAGACUCUGUUUGAAGUGGGAUUCAUUUUGGGCCAGUAUUUACUCUAUGGCUUCCAGCUGAGGCCCCUGUACAAGUGUGCACGUUGGCCCUGCCCCAACACCGUUGACUGCUUCAUAUCGAGGCCCACUGAAAAGACUAUUUUUAUUAUAUUUAUGCUUGUGGUGGCUUGCGUGUCUCUUUUGCUGAAUUUGUUAGAGAUCUAUCACCUUGGAUGGAAGAAAGUUAAACAGGGCAUGACAAAUGAGUUUGCCCCCGACCACGAGUCGCUGCGGCGUGUCAACAUUGCAGAGCCUGAGUGUUUGGCCUCGGCCUCCAGAACUGCCCCAUCCAGCCUCAGCUACCCUACCAACUACACAGAUGUGAAGGCGGGCAGCGGGGCGUUCCUGCCGCCCGUGGGGCCGGCAGCCGUGCCCUCGGCAGCGGAGUUCAAAAUGGACGAACUCCGGCAGGAGGAGUCCCUCCGUCAGCCCUCCCCCUCUUCUCACUACUACAUAAGCAACAACAACAACCACAGGCUGGCCACGCAGCAGAACUGGGCCAACUUGGCCACCGAGCAGCAGACUCGGGAGAUGAAGGCCACCUCCCCAUCUCCCUCCUCCUCUUCCUCCACCAGCACCAACAAGGAGCAGCAGCAGCAGCAGCAACCCGUCGAUGCUGCACCGCUCCCUCCAACCAGCAACACCACCAGUAACACCAACAUCACCAAUUCAACUGCCACUGCCGCCUUCAGCAGCAGCAGCAGCAGCAGCAGAAGCAGCCAUGGCACUGCAUCCAACGCAGGCAGCUGGAGUGGAGGGAGGAGCGAGCAGGAAGAAGGCCACGUCACCACCACCACUGUGGAGAUGCACGAGCCCCCGGUAACGGUCAGCACAGACCCUCGGCGGCUCAGUCGGGCCAGCAAGAGCAGCAGCAUCAGGGCCAGGCCGAGCGACCUGGCUGUCUAAAUUUCUUCAGCCCUUUCAUGUCCCUAAACCCUCCCUGACCAACACCCCGCUUCCCCCAGACCCCACCCCCCAAAACACAGUGAUUCUCAGACAAAACGAUCUCACACAUGCAUAGAGCAACAAAAAAAAAACUAACACAAAAAACCCCGCAAAAAAAAUCAAAAAACAAAAGAAGGCAAGAUGAUAAGAGACAGGAAAUCAGAAUAACAGAAAAGGUUUAGGCAAAUGUGAAAUGACUUGAUCAUCAGCAGUUGUUGAUUUAGUGCAAUCGGUGAGUUGCAGAGUAUUUGAGGCAGGUUUUAUUUUUUUUUUUUUUUUUUUAUAAUUUAUGCACAAACAAUUUGAUCAUGCAGUGCUAUGAAGUCAGAAGGCUCUGCGCACAGUGACAGAUGGAGAGAACGACAUUGUAAUGUCAUAAUUUUGCAUCAAAAUGGACACUUCUCACCAACGUGUUUGGUUUGGGGGGGAAGAUCUCAUGGUGUUCCUCUAUUUUCUUCUUUUUGUUGAGGCUAAAGGACUAACCAUUACAAAUGAAAAUCAUCAUUUGUCAAAACUAUGACUGAAUAUUUUUUUUUUUUAUCUGGAGGAAGCACAGGUAGCUGGCAUUGUUGUACGGAUCAGUUAUUUGAUGUGUAGCCAGAUGAUUCACUCAUAUAUCUUGUUCAUCAGUUCUAUCUGGUUUCACAGUCAAAUUGGCAGCGCAAACGUGCACUGCGUGUUGCACUACGUGUCAACAGCUUGUUCCAGCGUUUGUCCUUUGACCUGGAAGGCCUUUUGUUGCAGCACUUCCUGAAUGUUACGAAACAAACACCUUUUACGUUAAACAUAAUUCAUCCAUGAAGAAAUUUCAUCAACAAACAUUACAUGUAUUGUCUUCCUUGUAGUUGUGCAUGCCAGCAUGUGCAGCCCUACAACUCACCGAUUCACUGAUCAAUUUUCAUGGCAAAGCUGGCUAGCUUGGUUUUACCCAUGAUCCAUUGCAGCGCUUCUUGCACAGAGACAAUGCAUAUUUUAAUUAAGAUGGAAUGGACUCAUGUGAUACUCCCAGAGUCCUAAAAAUAAACAGACAGGAUAUGGGUCAAAACUGCUGGUAGAAGUCAUCACUGUGAUGCCCAGAAUGCACCUGGAUCCCUACGAGCACAUUGUCAAUAACAUAGAGAUCUAAAUGUUCCGACCAAUGCAGUUAGUUUACAAAAGAGGAAAAUAGGAGCAGGGUCCCUUGCGCCUGCGUCUGUCAGCGUCGCCUUCAGUCAACAAAAAUGCUUUCCAUUAAAUGCACAAAUGACAAGAUAUUGCCUUCAAAUAAUCUUAAAGCAAAUACAUGGAAGCCACCGUCAAAUAAUCUUAAAGCAAAUACAUGGAAGCCACCGUCUGAUAUAAAGAAAAAACAUAUUCCCUGUGUUCAGUCAGACAACCUCCCAAAGCUCCUUUGGUCAGACUUUAAACUGCUAUUUCCUUUAGUUAGAUUUUUGGCAGAUAUUUUUGCCCUCAAACGUACAAUCAAACUUCAUCACAUCUCAAGAUUAAGAGCAACUUUGGGAGUGAUUUCCGCCAUCACACAUUUCACAUGCUUCGUCAUUGGUUUUAUUCUUAAAAGUGCUAUUUUUUUUAAAUUGAAUUUUACUCAAAUUGCAUACUUGUAGUAGUCAGUUUGUGAUUGCGAAACAGCUACGAUUUAAUCAAAAUAGACAACAUGACUUGGCGUUGCGAGUAUCAAAACGCCACGGUGCAGUCUACCUUGACGGCUUCUAUUUUGUUGUGUUCAUCUUGAUACUUAGAGAUCUUUAGAAACCCAAACUUUUAACUGAAUUUACGAGCAGCCGCAGUCCUCUGUCUCUGUUGUGUUACUGUGCUGUUUGGUUCGUUCACAACCCAGGCACUCACUUUCAAAACCCCCUUCUUUUUCUUUUUUUUUUUUUUUUUUUUAGCUUUACAGCAACCAACCACUAUAUUAUUCUGUGAGUUCACCUCUGGGGCAAAGUUGAAAGUACAAAGUAAGACUGUGUGAAAACUCAAUCAUCUGCAUUGGACAUAUUGCACUCACAGGGCAUAACAGCAUGAUUAAGUACUAAUGUUUGUGCACAGUAUUUUAUAGGAACAAUACUUUUCCAGCAGUUAAUGUGCAGGUUAAUACACUGGAGUAAGAGCAAAGUGGUACCAGCUGUUUAUUUUUAUUUUCAGGGGGGUGGGGGUUAAAAAAUGAUGAUACUGUAUGGUGUAAGAGUAUCUGUACCCAUAUUGGUAUAAUGUCUCAUACUGUAGUUUACUUAAGUUGCUUAAAUGACAUUUUGGUGCAAACAGAAACACAAAGAGGAGAAUAAACACCCACACAAAACAUAGUUAAAAACAGCCUUUCCCAAUCCAUGUUUCUUGUUCAAAAUGACAAAAACAAAAUAAUAAUCUGUGUUAUCUGCAUUUGUUUUUGAUCCCUAAAGUUUACAUUUUGGUAGUUGAUAAAGAUUUGCACAUUUAGGAAAGAAAAAUUGCUGUUCUACAAUGCUAAUAUUGGUAGUGGUAGUAGAGAGAGAGAGAGUGUAAGAGAGAGAGAGAAAGAGAGAGAGAGAGAGAGUAUGCGUGAUGAGAAAACUGCCAGUCUCUAUGAUCCACAAAGGAAAAAAUGUCUUAAAACUAAAACGCAGUGGCUCUUCCCAGAAAAUAGCUUUUCUCAAGCUCAGAUAAUGUUGAGUUUGAAGAUUUAAAAAAAGAAAAAACAGCGAGAGAGAGAAAAUGGGGUAUUUUUCUGUGUUCACUCAGUAUGUUCUCACAGACUGGUCGAGACUCUGGUUAGACGUCAUAUCAGAAGACUCCCCUGUUGAGAGAAUGUUAGCUGGGUAGCUGGCCCUUCCCUAACCCCGCAUAAGAUGCCCUGGCAGGAUGUUGUGUUCAAAACCCAUCGUCUGCGUGACUCCUCCAAAACUCUCUCCUCUUACGUUUCAUGCAGAGCAUGAUAUCUCUGGCUCGUCAGGGAGUAUAGGAACCAUCUCACAAUGCUCAGAACAGCAACCUGUUUUCAAUGCUGUCUUAAACAAGAGAAGUGCCUUGUGUAUGAAUGAUUCUUUUGUAAGAACAAGUUGAUGUAAAUGUUCAUUUACCUCAAAU